Molecule: messenger RNA, 9642 nt
Organism: Macrobrachium nipponense
Lineage: Eukaryota; Metazoa; Arthropoda; Malacostraca; Decapoda; Palaemonidae
Gene: orb2
Product: cytoplasmic polyadenylation element-binding protein 2-like
Exons: 10
Coding region: 69-1310 (413 amino acids)
Biological process (GO): negative regulation of cytoplasmic translation
Cellular component (GO): nucleus; cytoplasm; synapse
Molecular function (GO): mRNA regulatory element binding translation repressor activity; translation factor activity, RNA binding; mRNA 3'-UTR binding
Source: RefSeq, a predicted model, not a curated record
AGAGACGUCACAGAUAGAGAGAGAAAGUGGAAUUGUAUAUCAGUUUUUGGUGUGUGGAGGACUCGUGUAUGCGUGUGUCGGGGGUACAGCGUAGAGGCUUCCCUAAGGGCCGUCAGUCAGUCAGUGUGUUCAGAGCAAGGUGUAUCUACUCAGAAAUGGACGGUCGCAAUGGGCUAGGGAACGGCACAGGUCCCUUGGACAACAUGAGGGGGUUCGAACACUGUCUCAACGACAUCAUCAGAGCUGAUCCGCAAGACCACAUAAAGGGUUUCAUGAACUGCGGUAACAACACACUACAGGCUCUGGCACAGUUGCACGGCCGUGGAUACAAUCGUAGGAGAGGUAAAGGUGGUUUCAUAGGAAUGGAUGAAGGCGGGGUACUUCUGGACGAAGGCCAUUUAGUGGAUGGUCUGGGUGCUACUAUUCCUCUGCCGUCGCCUUCGAGAUCGUCUCCGCGCUCGCAGGGAUCGGAAAAUGGCGAACGUUUUUCUCGGAAAGUCUUCGUCGGAGGAUUGCCACCCGAUAUUGAUGAAGAGGAGAUCACCGCAAGUUUCCGUCGAUUUGGUCCCUUGGUUGUGGACUGGCCACAUAAAGCAGAAAGUAAAUCAUAUUUUCCUCCCAAAGGUUAUGCCUUCCUCCUCUUCCAGGAUGAAAGUAGCGUUCAGCAGUUGAUAGAUGCCUGUAUUCAAGAUGAUGACAAACUGUACCUGUGUGUGUCGUCUCCUACCAUUAAGGAUAAACCUGUUCAGAUCCGGCCGUGGCGACUAUCAGAUGCAGACUUUGUCCUUGAUGCCUCGCUUCCAUUGGAUCCUCGCAAAACAGUAUUUGUUGGAGGAGUACCAAGGCCUCUAAAAGCUGUUGAACUGGCAAUGAUCAUGGAUCGUUUAUAUGGUGGAGUAUGUUAUGCUGGAAUUGAUACAGAUCCGGAAUUGAAGUACCCAAAAGGUGCAGGCCGUGUUGCGUUUUCAAAUCAGCAGAGUUAUAUUGCUGCCAUCAGUGCCAGAUUUGUACAGUUACAGCAUGGUGAUAUUGAUAAAAGGGUGGAAGUAAAACCGUAUGUUCUAGAUGACCAGAUGUGUGAUGAGUGCCAGGGGGCACGCUGUGGGGGGAAGUUUGCCCCCUUCUUCUGUGCCAAUGUUACCUGCUUGCAAUACUACUGCGAACACUGUUGGCAGACCAUCCACUCCCGCCCAGGACGUGAAUUCCACAAGCCGCUAGUCAAAGAGGGUGCCGAUCGCCCCCGCACUGUACCAUUCAGAUCUCCCUGGCGGUGGCACCGGGAACCUGGAUGGUGCCUCACAAACAAGUAAUGAGAAGAUAUUUACCAUAAUUCUAAGGACACCCCUUUGCCUGCCAACAGCUGUGGGUCAAAAUGAACUCAAGAAACUUCAAGCAGUCAUCAAGCAAAGUCAGUACUACCCCUCUAACCCCCCUGGAUGCCUCAUAUUUGAAUAUUUAAAUUUCAACACUGCAAGCAAAAGCCACAGUAUUACAGUAUCAAAACCCCCAGUAAGACUUAACCAUUGUGGCGUGUCAUAGGAGCUUCAGAUGUUUAUGUGUGGGUGAACCAAGGUGUGCCGUAGAGAAAUGAUCAGCCCCGUGCUUAUUCCCAAAGGCUUAGCUCUUUCUUCCACAUGACAGCCAUUGGAUAGCAUUGCUCACUUGUGAUAGAAUAUUUGUACACCUCUUUUUCUAGCUGGGCAAGAUUUUCUACUUUACAGUUUUUCAUAAUCUAAAUAGGAAAAGCUCAUGGGCUGAUGAUUCUAAUGUAGUUUACCCAGAGUAGCAGUCAGUUUUUCUGUUUAACAGAAAUAUUUGUAGUGUCUUUCACAAGCUUACCCACAAAAUGGCUUCAAUGCAAAUCAGUGAAAUACAUGAGAAGGCCAAACUAUUUGAAAAUAAAUUUAUAAUCAGUAUGAGUCCACUUCUUCUUACUGUUGUGUACUAACAGAUUUUUACAAAAUUUCACAUGCGACAUAACCCCAAAGAUUACUAUGGUGCAUAUGUAAGCAUUAUUGUAUUGUAAUAGGAUGGUGUUUUAUAAUUUUUAAUAUCAGUAUAGUUUAUGGCUUCUGCUUCAGUGCUAUUUGAAUAUGUAUAUUAACUCAUAGAUCUCACAGAGAGCAGAGUCGUCCAAGUUUUGAGUUUUUAAAAGAUAAUGGUUAUUUAGUAAUUGAAGAUCAUCUUUGAUACUAGGUUCAUAUUUAAAAUGUGAACUCAAUCAUUAUCUCUUAUGGGCUUGGAAUAUGUUGGGCAAAUGUUACUCUCAAGGUACAUGUUUAAGGUUUAUUUGGGAAAAGUCUCUGUUUCAGUCAGUUCAUUCAACAGUCAGUGAUGGAAUAGGUCACAGGUAGGACCUGUCCAUUAAAGGCCUGAAACACUGAUAUAUGAACUGAUAAGUGUUUGGCGAGUAUUUUUUCAAAUAUGUCCUUAUUCUGCACAAGUAUGUACUAUGUAACGUUCUGAGGUAGGCAUUGCAAAGUGUCUAGCAAAAUUGAAUUCUUGAUUGUGUAUAGUGUGUAUGAAAGAUGCUCUAUUUUGCUGUGAUGGCAAUUGUCACCAAAUAACAUGAGUUCAGUGUUGCUAUUCACAUUGUUUAAUAUUGAGAAUGCAGGAGACUUUUUGUAUGGAGGAGGAUACACGUGUCGGAAAAGAUGAAUAUCACGUCUUAAUAAUUCAGGAUUAUGAGGGCAUACUGCUUUUCACACAAAGUAAGGGUAGACCAAUCAUUUAAAAUUGAAGAUUUCAAUCUGCAUCCAGUGUACAUUUUGAAGGUGUGUAUGCUUAAUUUAACAUCCAAGCUUGAAGAUGUGAGCAGUAAUGAAAUGAUAUAGGGUUUGGGACAGUCUCCUGCUGUCUAGGCCGUAGUCAGUGGCAGGUUAAACGUAAUAAUGGCAAGUCUAGGAGUUCCCCCUAGGCUUUAGGAAUCCAUAGGUACUGUACAUUUGGGGCUGUCAAGGGCAGGGCAGUUGAUAAAGUCUUGAUUUUUUAAUAAUAAACCUUUGUAAGCCAUGUCCAAUAUUUCUCUUUUCCCUGCAAAUUAUUCUUUGCAUUCUGGCUUGUGAUGUAUUAACUGCUAUGACCUGGAUGCCCCAACAACCCAUACCACUGUGUCAUGCUACGGCUGUUGGUUACUCUACACUCAUUUUUUGUGCGAACAUAACAUCUAGUACCUCACAAUCCCCCACCCUCCUUUGUCAGGCUGUGCUUAAAAACAAACUAUAGGUUUUCAAUUGUUUUGAGUGUUCAUUAUGAAAAGGAUUAUAAAUUUUUUAAUUACAUUAAGCCAUAAUUGGUCCUGUAUGAUAUAGUAUUUAAUUGAAUUAAUCCUAUAGCCAUGAAAAGACAUACAUAGUGGAAAAUUACCAAGAAUUAAUUUUUGAAUAUUUAACAAGUCCAAAUAGUUCUCAAGAUUUGUAAACAUUUACUGAUUUUUAUACUUAAAAUGCUCUUGCCUGUUAGAGUAGCCAUCAGCAUUGUGCGUGUGUGAUAUGCAGAUUUUUGCACUAGGAUAAUUUUGAUCCAUAUAGAAUUUGUAUUUUUGCGUGUUUGAAUUUUGAUACUGUCCUUGUUAGUAAGUUUUAUCAUCUAGCAUAUGCGGGUGUUUUUGUGAGAAGUUAACAGUUCUAGUUUUUUUGUCUUUUGCUGUUACUAGUACUGUGUAAGAAAAGGCCUGCAAUUUUUGUAGGUAUUAAAAAAACUUUGUAGCUAAAUAGAUGAGACAGUAAUGCCGGAAUUACAGUUUCACAUAUAGCUCGCUUGCGAAGUUUAACACAGGAGGAAGAUAAUUAGAUUGAAAUGAAGACUGCAGAAGAAUCCAUAAAUGUGAAGUGGUUGAAACUUUGCCAGUUAUCAAAUUGAUGAGCCAGUGACUUAGUUUUUGAAUCCGUGGAGCAAUUGGCCACAUCUCACAUAAAGGGGAUCAUGAAAUAGAUUAAAUUACUCAUGUUAUAUAUAGGUAUAUAUUUAUUUAUAUAUGUAUAUAUGGCAUCCUAUUUCGUCGAGUUAACUGGCUUGUCACAAUUACUUGAUCUCCUUUUUUUAAUGAAAAACCAAAGAAAAUAGCACACAACAUUGGCUUAACAAUGUGGAGACAACAUAUCCUGACCCAGAUUUAUCAAGGUGAGAUUCUAUGGGCAUUCAGUCACCUCCCCUUGAGGACCUUGUCUGCAUUAUGGCGGAAUUUGAUAUUUUGCGUUAGCCUCGUUUCUGAGAGGCUGGUAACACUGUACAUAGACUCAUCCCCAUUUCAUAUCCAUUGAAUACAUAAUUGCAUUGUGUCGCUAGUGAGUGUAGAUUUCCAUGUAUUUUUAUUAUAUUUUCAUUUCAAAGAAAACAUAGGCAGUUAUAUUUUUAUGUUGUCGUUUUCUUGUGUAUCCUUUCUUAAUGGAAAUGCAUGAUUUUUAUAUUAAUGAAAUGUUAUGUCUUUUGCUGGCUUUUAAUUGAUGGAUGUACAGUAUAUAGCUGAGGUGAACUUUUUGAUAUUUGUACAUACUAUUUUUUUACUGAACCGUCUGUGGAAGAGACUCUACCUGCUCAAUGUGAGAAUUUGGGAUCGGGGUGGAACAUGGGGAGGUGGUUCAGAAGCAGGUGAAUGCCCUUGGAAAUCUUGUUAAAGAGCAAUAGUGGGGUCGGAUGGCAUGUCCAUUUCUAUUUUAAAAAAACGUGAAGAAAACAAACAAAAAAAAAUUUUACACACUUUUCUAGAGGUUUGACUUGGGACUUUCUAAAAAACUUUAUAUACUAUUGCUUUCUCACUAUGAAUAGUAAUUAUAUGAAUGCAUUCAUAAGCUUUUUCAUGAAGGUGGAACACUACUCUCAUAAUUAGAUAGGAAGAAUAUUACACAUGUACUUUAUUUUUUCCUGGCUGAAAUAGUCAAAACUGGGUUAGGUUUAGACAAUCAGAACUGCUAGGAUUUCUUAGCCUCCCUUAGUUUCUCCCUGGAAGAGAUGGCUGUUGGUGACCAUGAGUUCGAAGAAAUCAGCGGUAAGGAAGAAGACUCUACACCCGAGCAAAGACGUUGCAUAGGCAGCAGAUAGGCUUUGUUUAUGCUGGCCUGUCCAAUAUCUCUAUGUAAUAAUAAAUCCAGUGGCAUGAAGUGAUCCCAAGGAUUCAUUCAAGGCUUAGUGUGAUCCAUAAUAUUUGUAAAUGAAAUGUUUAUAUAUAUUUGUAGUCUUCAUGGAGGUGUCUAGUCAGCAUUAUUGGUGUAAUUGUGAAAUAGCUGUUGUCCAACGUCAAGAGGGCUUUGAGUUUGUCGCACGAUCUCAGUAACUAACAUUCUGCAUUGUAUCUCAAAGCCCUCUUCAUACCUUACUGCAGUUUAGAGUUCAUAUUUCAUGAUAUGCUAAACGAAAAAAAAUCACUGGUGAAUACCUGCAGCAUUGUCCCACAGCUUGUUUGCUCUCUGUUGCAGUUCCAGAUGUUUUUUCCUUUUUUUAUUUUUUUCAAAAAUUGAACACUUAUACUACCUUAGAGGAUGUGCUUCAUUGGUUUAAAUUUUGCUGUAUAGUAUAUAGUAUUUUGGAAGAACUUCUGUACAUGGUAGCAGAUGUUUAGAAGUACUGCUAACAUGUGUCAUAUAUUCAUGAUUUAGUAAGUGGUUUUAGAAACUCAAAAGCUUUUGCAGUCUUGGAUAAGUACUUUCAUAAUUAUAAAUUUUGAAAGUUGAAUUAUUUUAUGAAUCUUAAUUUGAUUAAGAGUUGAAAGAUUUUAGAUUAAUGCUUGUAAAGCAUCCAGAAUGGGACCAUGAGGUAAGGGGGUUCUCGUCUAUCAGGUUUUCAGUAAUUAAAAUUCAGCCAUCUCUUCCCAAGGAUUGUUUUUCUUAUCAUCUUACCCUUUAUUAGUAUAUAAAUAUAAUUUUUAUUACCUAAAAUUAAUGGACUUAUUUAUUAAGUUCCUUUCACCUGAACCACUGUGAUUAGUACAUGUCACAGUAACCUCUCUUCUGAACUGUAGACUGACAGGCAGUGGAAGCGUUACUGUUCACUGACCUCUCUAUAAUCGCUCUUAACCAUCAUGUUAUUAGGCAGGCACUGGAAGAUUGCCCACCCUCCCCUCCCCUUGUUAUUCUUCCUUUGUAUCCUGUCAUUUCUCCUUAGAUACCUUCCUCUUUGUUUGUUCCUUCAAAAAGACCCUUAUUUUUCUUGCUUGUUGCUAGAGGCUGCAAUAACGUGCAAUUGGCCAUUUAGCUUGGUGCUGAAUUUCAAGUCAUAUGGUGUUAGUAUUUAUAUAUAACAUGAAUGUUUUGAACCUGAGGAAGAGCACCUAUGUGGAACGGUUUCAUUAUUUGAAAGAUGAAAAUUUAACUCUCCCUCUGUGCUCCCUGAGGUUCAAGAUAGUUUUCUUGUCACAUAAACUUCCUCAGAGCAUGUUGAUUACAUCAGCUUUAACAUAUAUCAUAGAUUAACAUCUAUGUAGUUUAGGUCUAUUUUACAACAUUAACAUGCAUAAUUUUGUCAAUGAUGAAUUCUCAUUCUCCAUAUUUAUAUUGAUUCCUCUUUUCAGAAUUUAACUGCUGUUCUUUUCAGCAUAAGGGAUAGAUACAAACUUAGGAAGAGAAUUCUGUUUAAGGUUCUUAAUAUGUAAUGGUAUAUAUAAAUUCAAGAUUAAACCUCAAAAUUCAUUGCAACUGUAACUGUCCAGGAUUCUUAUUUUUUUAUAUUACGAUACCAUACUGACAUCAUGACUUUUCAUCUUUUUUUCUGAUUUAUCCCAGUGUAGCCCAGGCUUGAAAAAGUGGCAGGUAUGCUUGCUUAGCCUGGAGUGAAGGCCUUGAAGUUGUUUAGUGACAUCAACUUGAAGUGUCAGUUUGGGCGUACUUAGAGUUUUGUAUCCAUAGUCUCUCCACAGUGAUAUUUCAAGUUCAAAACUAAUUUUCUGCAAUGCCUGGACUGUGUGAGCAUGGUAGUGCCUGCCUAUAACUGUUUGGGUGAGAAAUAACUGUAUGUCCAUCAAUGAGUUGAUAUUUUGCUCAGCUUGUUAAGUAAUUCAGAUCGAGUACCUGCUUUUUUAUUAUUGUAUGAAAGGUUAAUGUGUAUAGUUUAAUAAUAGGAAUCUUAACCGAGCAAGAUAUUUAAAGUUUGGUACGACAGUUGAAUGUUACAUUGCUGAGGACUUUGUCAACAUAUUUUUGUGAAACAUGCAGAUUUAAUGUAACAAAGUGUGAUAUGCGAUCACUCACCUAUACCCAUGUCUAGGUCCUGUUUCCAUGUAUGUGAUUGUUAAAGUAGUCAUGUUUUAUACUUGUUUUUGCUUUUAUAGAUAUUUUUUUAAUUUUUCUAAUUUAUACUUAGUGUUAUCUUGUAACCAAAGUUGUUGUAUAUGUUUUGCAACUUUUGUAAUAGUACUGAUGAUAUCAUAACUACGAUGAUUAUUGAAGGGUUGAAAGCUUAAAGAUUCACUAGUCUCAUAGGGUAUGGGAAAUUUAGCAUCAUUUGCAUUUUCAGUCGCUACGUCUACCUGCAAUGCUUGCUUGUGAGCAGACCCAAAUAGACCCUGGAAUUUUGUUAGGUCCGAGAGGAUGAUGGUGUAGGAAGACUUAUUAAGAGAUGUUCCUUACCUGUUGAUCCAUCCUGCAUCAAACUUACUUUUUUAUUAUUAAUACUCUGCAGAUAUUGUACUUGAAGAUUGCCAGGGCCAGCAGCUGUGCUGUCAUGGUUUUACGAUUUAACAUCAUUUUUCUGCUUUUUACAGUAUAGUAGAGAUUUUUGCUAAUCUCCUUUUUGUAAUAGUGUGUUUCCAAUGUACAGAAGCUAUCAUCUUGGCGCCUAUUGCCUCGUUGUGGAGGUGAGAGAGCGUCCUGCAUGUGGCCACAAACAGGGAAUUGUGGGAGUCACCUGAUAGAUGCAAAGUGCCCAAAACCUUUAAAUUGUGUGAUAGACAACACACCCUUCAGUGAAUUUCACCAUGUGUUGGAUGGUGGAUCAUCAUCUCUUAUUGGCCAUUUUUUAUAUCUUAGCUCUUAUUUGAUCAUAACACAUUAGUGGUAAUAUUGACAAUUUAUAUUGUCUGCACAGAAAUUAAAAUUGUUAUAACUUUUUAUAGAAUUUCAUCAAAUUUGAUGUCACCUCUUAAGCAACAAGUUGUUAUUAUGCUCAGGUACAAGAAUGGUGUAAAGAUUUGCAACAUUUGCAAAUUGUAAACAGAAAUUUAUAAUAUUGAUAUGCUGUAUACAUCCUGGACAAAGACUUAUGUAAUAUCAAAAUUGGAUGUUUUAUGUUCCCAUGCAUGUAUAAAGGAGGAGGCAAUGUUUGUUGUUUAAUAAUAGAAAUAUUGUAAAAUUAUUUUUGUUUGGGAUUAUUAUUUUUGUGCAUUGAACACUAGAAUCCUAGUUGAAGGACGUGCAUCUUUAUUGGCAGCUCACAGGAGGGAAAUCCAAUUUAGUCAAUGAACCUGUCAAAUUAUAGUACAGUAUAAAUAUUGUACAGUUUGUACAUGUGAUGAGUCACGACUGGUACGUAAAUGAUGCGUAAUAUAAUUGAUUUGUAUAUAAUAAAAGAAAUAUGUAUAAAAAUAAUAUAUAUUUUUUCCAGCUCCUGUGGCUGUCAGUAGGGACUCACUCCCGGCUCAUGUCAGUGGUAGGCGGAAGCUGGCGAGAGACAUGGUGGAGCAUCCCCAAUAGUGAACGAUGAUUGCUACUAUUAUCAUUAAUACAAUAUUACUACUAUUACAGCUGCUAGUGCUGCUAGUGUGCCCAAUCCUGAAACCCCUGCCAGCCUGCCAGCUGAGAGGGUUGAACUAAAGUGUUUCAAAAAUUAUCACAACUGCACCUCGGAUCGUGUAUUGAUAUGAACAGUGUUAUACAAGUGGGUUUACAUCUUAUCAUUGGUAUUCAUCCGUUGUACUUGUGCCUAUAAUACAGAAUAUAAGCUCCUAUAAUGGGAUGUAGACCCUUCUCCAAGCCUGGCAGGUCAAGAGGAAGCAAGAGGGCACAGUCUUAUUAGCAUUACAGGCUAUGCCCAGAAAUGCUUCUUGCCAGGGUUGCUUAUAUGAAUGUAUCUCUUGAUUGGCAGGCGACACAUUUGCAGCAUUAAGCAUGAUUCAGAUGACUACGAUGAUAGUUCUCUUUCAUCGUCAUGAUAAUAGCCAGUUUUAUAGCAAUUUUUGCUACUUUUGACUCAUUUUUGUUAUUUCUCCACCAUGGACAUCUAACUUUUUGUAACUAUGGAUUUUUAUGAGUGUUUGGUGAAGCAUUUUCUAAUUUUUGUAAGUAUGGAGUAACUGGCAGAAUUGGUGGGGUUUCCCGUCUCCGUGAAAGGUAUAACUGGUGGGUAACUGCAGUCUAAUUUGAUGUGAAAACCCACAGUCUUCUCAUGGACCACAGUCAUGACCCCACUAUGCCAACUAGACUUAGUUUUAAUUUUUGUUGCCCUUAUACAUUUUUAUGUUUUGUAAAAUAACAUGAAAAAUAUUUAAAUAUGUUUUUUAAUGUUGUGUGGAAAUUUUGUGAAUGGGUAGUCACCAAGAUUUUUCUACAUUUUCUUACUUUGAUACAAGCGCGGUCCACUGUGUACGUGAAGCCGCUCAUGCCUUGUGUUUGGACUCCUUUUGUACACCGAGGUGAGGUACAUAGCGCUGUACGGCAGUGUGACCUGUUCCAUGUUCAUUUAAUCUGUAGCUUACCAAUAAACCUGUUUACUUAC